GAGAGUCCGAGAGAGAGAGAGAAGGAGAGAGACCCAGUCAGUCAGUCAGUCAGUCAGUGGCUAACAUCUGCAGAGCCUCGGCACAUGCAAAUUCCCACCCUUUCUCGAGGCGAAGCAGAUUAGAUCAAAUCGAUAUCAUCAUCAUCAUGCCCUGCAAAAUCCCCGUCUCUCUCUCCUUGGUUGGUUCGAUUUCUCCGCAAGCAAAGGAACAAAAUCUCGCUCGUCCCACAUCAGCAGAUCCCCUUCCUCGCAUCGUCACCAUCGCCAUCACCAUCUUCUCUCUCUCUCUCUCUCUCCAGUGAGACUCGGUCUUCUUCUCUGUACCGGAGUUCAGUGACAUUGCCGCAACGAUCUCGUUGCCCCCACUAAAUCUCGGGACCAAACCCAACUGACCCCUCGAAUCAUGCAGCUUCGCCGACACUCCUUCGUUUCCAUCGUCGCGAUUCGUAUAUGCUUGUGAAGCUGAAGAGAGUGAGAGAGAGGGAGAGAGAGAGAGAGAGGGUCUUCGAGACAAUGGAGUUCCAAGAAGCCGUGAUGAAGGUGGCCACCCCCACCCACAAGGCCAAGGAGAGAAACGGCGGCCCCAGGCUCAGCAGGUGGACCAUCGUCUCGUUUCGCAAGUCGGCCAAACCCGACAAGCCGAAAGCCGACCGCCCCCGUCAUCGGGAGGCCGUGCCCGACGAGUUCCUGUGCCCUGUUUCGGGGUCUCUCAUGGCCGACCCGGUCAUCGUCCCUUCCGGCCAUUCCUUCGAGCGAGCCUCCGUCGAGGCCUGCAAGUCCCUCGGCUUCGUCCCGCCGGCUCUGGCCGGCGACGUCGCCGCGCCGGAUUUCUCCGCGUUGAUCCCCAACCACGCCCUCAAGUCCACCAUUCUCAGCUUCUGCAGGAGCCGUUCUCUGCCUCCCCCCAAGCCUCUUGAUUCGGCGUCCGCUAAUAAGCUCGUCGCCGAUCUAAUGUCCACGCAAACCCACAGAACGCAAAUGAAACUCGCCCGCGACACGGUUGGAGAACGACGAGACUCCGUCCGCGAAGAACGAGAGAUGCGCGGUGCAAAAGCAGAGUCUUCUCGGAGCCAUCAUCAGGAUCCGCCGACGGCAAAUCAUUCCUAUUCGAGCUCCAACGACUCGGUGGCGACCACCGUCGCCUUCGAUUCGACCUCGCCGCUCCAGCUCGCGGCCCGCCCGAGCUGCUGCUGCUCGUCGUCGUGCUCCUCCUCCGAGUUCGAGCCCUUGAACCCGGCGGAGGAAGGGCUCCUCGCGAAGCUCAAGAGCCCGCUGGUCUUCGACGUCGAAGAGGCGGUCAUCGGGCUCAGGGACGAGACGCGGACGAGCGAGGAGAGCCGGGUCACGCUGUGCACCGCCCGCUUGCUCUCCUCCCUCCGGCCCCUCGUCGUCUCCAAGUACUGCGCCAUCCAGGUCAACUCGGUGGCGUCCCUGGUCAACCUGUCGCUCGCGGCGGUCAACAAGGUGAAGAUCUUGCGGUCCGGGAUUGUCCCCAACCUCGUCGACGUGCUCAAGGGGGGCUUUCCGGAGGCGGCGGAGCACGCGGCCGGCGCGCUCUUCAGCCUGGCCCUGGACGACGGCAACAAGACGGCGAUCGGCGCGCUGGGCGCCCUGCCGCCGCUCCUCCACGCGCUCCGCGCGGGGAACGAGCGGGCCCAGGGCGACGCCGCCUCGGCGCUGUACCACCUCUCGCUGGUGCAGAGCAACCGGGUCAAGCUGGUGCGGCUCGGGUCGGUGCCGGUCCUCCUUGGCAUGGUCAGGUCGGGCCGCCUCGCGGGCCGGGCCCUGCUCGUGCUGGUGAACCUGGGCUCGUGCGCGGACGGCCGGGCCGCGAUGAUGGACGCGGGGGCGGUGGAGUGCCUGGUCGGGUUCCUGCGGCGGGCGGCCGGGUCGGCCCGGGACAACUGCGUGACGGCGCUGUACGUGCUGAGCCAGGGGCUGCGGUUCAAGGGGCUGGCGAGGGCGGCGGGGGCGGCGGAGGCGCUGGAGGAGGCGGAGGGCGGGAGCUGGCGGGCGAGGGAGAUGGCGAGGAGGAUGGUGGAGAUGAUGGGGGAGAGGAGGGAGGAGGUGGAAGCGGAGGACGUGGAUUGGGAGAAGCUGCUCGAGGCGGGGACGCCGAGCCGGUGACUCGGCGGCCGGCGAGCGGGCUGGGUGUCGACUCGGUCGACUUGUUGAUUUUUCGAUUUUUUUCUUUUUUUGGACUUUUGGAAUUUUGUUUAUGGGGGUUUUUCUUUUUCUAGUCCUUCUGAAGUGUAAUUAUCUGGGCACAAUAUGCGUUGUGCUUUACGCAAUUUUUCGUUUUUUCGUUUCAUUUUGCCGAUUUGGUCUUUAUUUGCGUCAUUUUCUAUACCUUUUUGUUUUUCUGAAAGAGAGAGAAAUGUCAAGGUGUAAAUGGAGGCCCUUUUAGGGAAAUUGA
Molecule: messenger RNA, 2416 nt
Organism: Eucalyptus grandis
Lineage: Eukaryota; Viridiplantae; Streptophyta; Magnoliopsida; Myrtales; Myrtaceae
Product: U-box domain-containing protein 40
Biological process (GO): protein ubiquitination
Cellular component (GO): cytoplasm; nucleus
Molecular function (GO): protein binding; ubiquitin-protein transferase activity
Source: RefSeq, a predicted model, not a curated record